CUUAAAAUUAUCCACUUUGACUGUCAAAAAUAUUAAAACAAUACAAUACUAUUCGAUUCAUUAUUUGUUUUUACGUAAUCAUAAUUUCGUUAUUUUACUAUCCAAAGAUUUUUUAUACCAUCGUAUAAAAAUACAUAAUUAUAAUAAACUGUCAAAUUUGAUUUUGAAAACCGAAUUAUAUAUUUUUAUGAUGACAGAAAUGCAUGACCCAGACUUACAAACUAAAUCAAGACGUGCCACAGGAAUUUUGUCAGAAAAUCUUCAUUUUGUUGCAAACGAACCAUCCCUGGCAUUUUAUCGACUUCAAGAACAUGUACGGAAAUCUGUACCGCCUAUGAUAGAAAAACAAGUACAAGUUCAAAAACUUCACAAAGAGUUACAAGGGCACUAUUAUGAUGUGGAAUAUGCAAUAGGAGCUAUUAAUUCAAUUAAGAACUGCGAAGAACCAUUGAAUAAUAUUCAAGAACAACUUAAAAAUGCUCUUUUUCUUAGUCAACAAAUCAAGUAUGAGCAUACUAGGCGUGGGAAAUCUAAAAAAGAUUCCAUGUAUAAACGGCUAUCUGCACACUUGACUACCACACUAGACCUACCUGAAUUACCAGAAGCUAUCAGAGACACAGCAAACAAAGUGGAAUCUAUGGUGAACAGUGCACGGCAUUCUAAUAUAUAUUAAAAUAAUUAAAAGAGUACAAGACUGUAAAGCAUACAUUUGAGAUACUUUUCAGUAAUUUAUUGAUAGAUAAUGUACUAUAGUACCAUACAUCGGGAUAAAAUGAAAUUACUGUAAAAGUGCUAAUUGUGUGAUACAAAAUAGUUGUUGGUGGAUCCUUAAUUAUUAUAUUGCACAAUACCUAUUUGUAUACAUUUAUUUUACUGAAAAUGUUCAAAAGCUUUGUAUGAAAGCUUUUGAGUUCUAAUCAUACUAAACAUUAUACAACAAUCUAUAACGUAUGGUAUAAUAUAAAUUUAUUGAAUUGAAUUCAUCAUAAAAAUUAUGUUUAUUUUAUAAAUUAGCU
This is a messenger RNA of Diuraphis noxia (Russian wheat aphid), 1016 nucleotides long. Its product is annotated as BLOC-1-related complex subunit 8 homolog. Gene Ontology annotation, cellular component: BORC complex. NCBI's taxonomy places the organism in Eukaryota, Metazoa, Arthropoda, Insecta, Hemiptera, Aphididae. The record is from RefSeq and is a predicted model, not a curated record.